Branchiostoma belcheri (Belcher's lancelet) is the source of this 1634-nucleotide messenger RNA. RefSeq names its product pyruvate dehydrogenase protein X component-like. The transcript has 5 exons. Gene Ontology annotation, biological process: pyruvate decarboxylation to acetyl-CoA. Gene Ontology annotation, cellular component: mitochondrion; pyruvate dehydrogenase complex. The record is from RefSeq and is a predicted model, not a curated record. Bases 1281 to 1634 code for a protein of 117 amino acids. Lineage: Eukaryota; Metazoa; Chordata; Leptocardii; Amphioxiformes; Branchiostomatidae.
GUGACGAUCAAAGGAACCAUAACUGAUUUAAUGAGCCAUUCGCAGUUUCACUGAGACAGUUUAAACUUGCACGUGCAUGGCUUAAUUGUCUAUACUAUUACUAAAGUGCGACAUUACGUCUUCCAUGGUCUACAAAAGAGAAGUCAAACCCUUCAGACAUAGUUUUAGACAUAGCUAUAGUUUCAGACUAUUACCCUUCCGGGCAGGAACUUGCAAUAAACUUUAUCAGUAACUAAAUGUAGUAGUCUAGUCCCAAUAAAUUUCUGAGAUACUGAUGAAAUUCUCUCAAGUUUAUUAUGAACAAACUUGGAAGACUAUUAUCAUUACCACGUCAAAGUCAACGUACAUUUACUUUGAUCAUGCUCAUGGUGUACAUUAACAGUUAACACAUCCAGGGGUCUCUCACUAAUUGGAUGAUGAAAAUUCUGUGAAUUUUCAUGGAAAUACUAAGAAAAAACCCUGAUUUUGAAAAUUUUGGGAAGAAUUCUAGGAUUUGGGGGAGAGAGGGAACUGCUUCAUAAUAUUUGCUUGGGGAGAGCCCUGCACAUAAUUUCCCGCCAGUCCUGAAUAGUCAUAAAUUUGCCCUCCUCCCCACUACAUGCACCACAGGCUUGGUCUGGCCAAGGAUUGUGGCUAGUAUGGCUUCAAGAGUGACUUAACUAGCCAAGGGAAAUUCCUGAGCUACAAUGAGAAAAAAAUCGAUGUAUACUCACGACUGAUUUGGCCGGAUUCCCCACCCUGUCUGGCGCGGCUUCCCGUAAUGAAUACAUCCAAACUUCACCGCUCUAUAAACAUGAGCACACGGAAACUUUUGGACGCCUUCAGGUAAUUUCCUGUUCUCAGUUUCCACCUUUUUGCUACUGAUCUUACUGAGCUCAGCGUGUGUUGUUUCUUGAAAGUUGUCCAGUGCUGCCUUAAACUCUGCCCAAGUGAGAAAUUCGUCCCCUAACUUCAGUAGGGACGGCGCGGCAGCCAUGUUGGCGCGAGAGACCAGGCCUGCGGGAGGUGUAUAUAGCCACGGUGCCUGAAGUGCAAUGGUCUACCCCUCGGUCUGCCCCUCAAUAGAGGCUUUUCAUUGACGUCAUGAUAAUUACCAUUUGAAUCCCGGUGACCAGGUGUUGGCGGGUAGAUUGAUUAAGUAGCAGCAUGUUGGCAUGUUUAACAGACAUCACUGUACUCCAACAUGGCGCUAGUGAAAAGCCUGUAUAAUAUUUUCCGCUGGAAAGUUCUGUAGAACCUUCACGAGAUUUUGCGAGAGUUGAGUUGGAGAGAAGGCCAUCAUGGCGUCCUCUGUCCUGUGGAGGACGUUAGGUCGGACCAAACUUCUGCCUUCUCACUCCUUAGGACGCUCGGCAGGCCACGCAGAAUGGUACAGGAAUUUCUGGGGGACGACCAGAGUAUUUGGUGUGGCUCCCAUAAAGCUGCACAUGCCGGCCCUGUCUCCUACCAUGGAGGACGGUACCAUCAUCUCAUGGCUGAAACAAGAAGGAGACCCAGUGGCAGCUGGUGAUGCACUAUGUGAGAUUGAGACAGACAAGGCAACUCUCACAAUGGAUGCUGAUGAUGAUGGAGUUAUGGCCAAAAUAUUGGAAUUCAUUGCAGACAUGUUAUCAGUACUCUCAUCUGCUGAAUAA